Loa loa (African eye worm) is the source of this 522-nucleotide messenger RNA. RefSeq lists its product as hypothetical. NCBI's taxonomy places the organism in Eukaryota, Metazoa, Nematoda, Chromadorea, Rhabditida, Onchocercidae. Bases 1 to 522 code for a protein of 173 amino acids. The record is from RefSeq and is a predicted model, not a curated record. The transcript has 4 exons.
AUGGCGCUCGUUUCAUACUUUACGACAGUUGCUGAUUUCACAAUUAUAUCAUUUUUGGUUUAUUUAUCAAUUGUGAAAGUGAAAGAUGGCCUAUUCAAGUACCAAAUUCGACGCUGGGCAAGGGGAUGCCUCAGCUACGGAAAUAUUUGGUUUCAUACCUUAGCAUUAUAUGCAGCUAUUAUUUGCUACUUGCCUUACGUGACUCCGAUUUUCUAUGCGAAGAAUUUUGUGAAUAAGGAUCCAUCGAAAUUUACAAAUACAAACCGCUUGGGGUCAGUGUUACUCGUGCUGGGAAACUACGACGGAAACGACUAUUUUCGUUUGUUCUUUAUUGCUAUGCUACUGAAGUUCUCACCUUCCCCCGUUUUUUUGAAUUCAACUGCCAUUGGUCUAAGCACAAUUAUUGCCCUUGAACCUUACCGCCACGCAAUUCUUUCCAUACUCCGAAAACAAAAUUCAUCGAUUACAAGAGUUCAACCAUCAAACAGGAUGAUUGUUGGCGAUUCAAUAAUGUUGCAGUAA